Molecule: messenger RNA, 809 nt
Organism: Suillus paluster
Lineage: Eukaryota; Fungi; Basidiomycota; Agaricomycetes; Boletales; Suillaceae
Product: P-loop containing nucleoside triphosphate hydrolase protein
Exons: 5
Coding region: 94-678 (194 amino acids)
Biological process (GO): small GTPase-mediated signal transduction
Molecular function (GO): GTPase activity; GTP binding
Source: RefSeq, a predicted model, not a curated record
CUUGUAUCAUCGUGCGACUCUUGUCUCGCUGAACACCAUCAUCCCCAAGCAGCGCCCGUACAUCCACGCAAUCCUACUUUCUACGUUUGAAUAAUGGCCGAAAUCAGGAGGAAGCUUGUUAUCGUUGGUGAUGGUGCUUGUGGAAAGACGUGUUUGUUGAUAGUUUUCUCCAAAGGAACAUUUCCUGAGGUCUAUGUUCCGACCGUCUUCGAGAACUAUGUGGCAGAUGUGGAGGUUGAUGGAAAGCACGUAGAGCUUGCGCUAUGGGAUACGGCAGGACAAGAAGACUAUGACCGUCUCAGACCUCUCAGCUACCCAGACACCCACGUCAUUCUUAUCUGCUUUGCUGUAGACUCACCAGAUUCUCUGGACAACGUUCAAGAAAAGUGGAUUUCUGAGGUGAUGCACUUCUGCGCCGGUCUUCCUAUCAUUCUUGUUGGCUGCAAGAACGACCUCAGACGUGACCGACGAGUGAUUGACGAGCUCAAGAAGACGAGCCAGAGACCUGUAACUCCUGAGGAGGGUAUGGCCGUGGCAAACAAGAUUGGCGCAAGGCACUAUCUCGAGUGUUCUGCUAGAACAGGCGAGGGCGUUCGCGAAGUCUUCCAAUAUGCUACGAGGGCUGCACUUCUUAGCCGGCCCAAGAAUAGCAAGAAACACCACUGCGUGGUUGUGUAGGCUAUCCGUCUUACUUUCCACCCUCGCCGCACCGCACCGCUUCUGACUACACCCUUGCCCCUGUCAAGAGUCCAUACCCUUCACGACUAGUUGUUAUUUGCAAUCUUCAUGAUCUGUCCUUUCCCUCACUC